GCACCCUGGCCGCUCUUGAGUUGGGGAAGGAAUUAAGGAGGCUGUGCCUCCGGGUUGCGCGAAGAGUCCAAGUCAUUUCUCAGAAACCUCCGAUAGGUGGUCCUUAGAGAAAACGCCGCCGGGCGCCGCCAGGAUAAGGAAUCGCACCCUCGCCUGCCUGCUUGGGAGAGACAGAACCUGGCACUUCUCAGGGUGAAGGUGAGGGAGAGGCUGUAAAUCAGCCAGAAGAGCCUCGAAGUCCUCCAACGGCCCCGUGAAAGGAGGUGACCCCCCCACCAGGAGAGAUGGUCUCCGGGUUCGGCCCCGCCUAGCGGCAGCUCCAGCUUCCCAGGGAAUGUUCCACUAGCGCCAUGGACCGAGCCCGCGGUGCGGCCCUGCAGCUGCGCCCGCUCCCGCCCACAAGCAGCGCAGACCCCGGCGGCAGCGAGGCUUCCUUCUCCUACAAGGAAAACCUGAUCGGCGCCCUUUUGGCAAUUUUCGGGCACCUUGUGGUCAGCAUCGCGCUUAACCUGCAGAAGUACUGCCACAUCCGCCUGGCAGGCUCCAAGGAUCCCCGGGCCUACUUCAAGACCAAAACAUGGUGGCUGGGCCUGUUCCUGAUGCUGCUGGGCGAGCUGGGUGUGUUCGCCUCCUAUGCCUUCGCUCCGCUGUCACUGAUCGUGCCCCUCAGCGCCGUCUCCGUGAUUGCUAGCGCCAUCAUAGGAAUCAUAUUCAUCAAAGAAAAAUGGAAACCUAAAGACUUCCUGAGGCGCUACGUCUUGUCCUUUGUUGGCUGCGGUUUGGCCAUCGUGGGCACCUACUUGCUGGUGACAUUCGCACCCAACAGUCACGAGAAGAUGACAGGCGAGAACAUCACCAGGCACCUCGUGAGCUGGCCUUUUCUCUUGUAUAUGCUUGUCGAGAUCAUUCUGUUCUGCUUGCUGCUGUACUUCUACAAGGAGAAGAACGCCAACAACAUCGUCGUGAUUCUUCUCCUCGUGGCCUUACUGGGCUCAAUGACGGUGGUGACGGUGAAGGCCGUGGCUGGCAUGCUGGUCCUGUCCAUCCAGGGGAACCUACAGCUCGACUACCCCAUCUUCUACGUGAUGUUCGUGUGCAUGGUGGCCACCGCUGUCUACCAAGCCGCGUUUUUAAGUCAAGCCUCACAGAUGUACGACUCCUCUUUGAUUGCCAGCGUGGGCUACAUUCUGUCCACUACCAUUGCUAUCACAGCAGGCGCAGUAUUUUACCUGGACUUCAUCGGGGAGGAUGCGCUGCACAUCUGUAUGUUUGCACUGGGGUGCCUCAUUGCAUUCUUGGGUGUCUUCUUAAUCACCCGUAACAGGAAGAAGGCCAUUCCAUUUGAGCCCUAUAUUUCCAUGGAUGCCAUGCCAGGUAUGCAAAACAUGCAUGACAAGGGAAUGACGGUUCAGCCCGACCUCAAAGCUUCUUUUUCCUAUGGGGCCCUGGAAAACAACGACAACAUUUCUGAGAUCUGCGCUCCUGCCACGCUUCCGGUCAUGCAAGAAGAACACAGCUCCGGGGCUGCCCCCGGGGUUCCCUACCGAGUCCUGGAACACACCAAGAAGGAAUGAGCCCACCUCGCUCCCUUUAUAACUGCUCAAGCCCUGCCGAUAGUGAUUCAACCCUGAAUUCUGAAGUUUGCCUUUCGAGUCUUUUUUUUUUUUUAACCGAGAACUCUCCGGAAGGGGAUCUGGAAGAGCCUUUGUCUCUGGCAAAGAAUAUAUUAUCUUGGCUUGGAGAUUCCGGAUGUCCAGGGUGGUGGUGGGGUGGGGGAGGAUGAAAGCAGUAUUCCGGGGUGGGUGGGGCGAGUGCGGGAUUCAGACCCCGCCCCGUUCCGCCCCCACCCCCACCCCCACCCCCGGUCCCCCAGGUUGGGAGAGCCCCCAUCACCCUCGAGGAUGGUAACUGAACAUCGUAACUGAACAUCCCCCGUCGGCGACCGCAAGCUGCCACAUUCCUCGCAGCUGAAACAAGACAGAUCCUGCCCUCUCCUUUCCACAUCGAGGGAGAGGCUGGGGACCCCUGAAUCCAGUCUUCCCCUUGCCUGAUCCUCCCCAUCUCGCUCGCGAUUCCAUAUUUUCACGUAACGUUUGCGUUAUCUUCACAUGGCAUAGCGGGCCAGCCCCGGGACCCUUCUGUCAUUCACCUGCAGAAAACGCACGUGUGCCCCUUCCGGUUGUCUGUGCCUUUCUAGCGAAAACGUGCUUGAUGUGUUCAUAUUCCACCCGCGCUUGAAAGCUAAUUUGUUUUUGGUUCUGUGAACUGUAUGAUUGCCUUUUUUUUUUUUAACCCCCCCCCCCCCCAAAAGGAACGGAGAAGUUAAGAGAAGGAGGGAAAUAUCGUUCAGGAGCAUCGGUAAUGAUACGUUAGCCUGAAAAGGAAGAAACAUCCCUUCCCAUCUUACAAAAUGCGGUCGCAUCACUUACAAAAGGAUAGAAAAUCUGGCUCUUUUAUUAUGGGUAUUUUCCUGCACACCAAUGCCCUCUGGGAGGCCUGGGGGCUCUUAUUUCAGAGACAGCCUCCAUCAUUCCCCCUCCAUCCUCUCCUUUAUAGAUCAACCAACCAGACUUGAAUUAUUAGUUAAUUAACUUGGAGCUGAUAGAGACGCUGGGUCCUCCUUUCAUACGGUCCCACAUAUGUCUGGAAAAGCGAGCGUUCUCGGUAAGGGUUGCUGCUUUCUUUCAGGCUACUCACGUGAUUGUCUUCCCCUAGACUGACUAUACUUUUGAGAACGGCAAGAGUUUGCAAAUCUUAGCAUAAGGAUCCCCUAAGGAGUUUAUUUAAAAUGCAGAUUCCUACACCCCAAGCGCGGAUAUUCUAAGUGGGAAUGGCCCAGAAACGGAGUCUGCGUUCUUAAUUGGCAGUACAGGUCAUUCUGAUGCAUGUAAUCCAAGAAUCCCACACCUCAAAAGCCUAAUAAUUGCGAGAGACGGUCUGCUACAACCCCCGGGGGGCUGACACACUCCUGCCUGGAAAGUCGGAAUUAGCAUUCCUUGUUUCCCGUCUAGGGUUCACUUGGCAGGUCAAAUAAUUCCCAUAGGAUCUGUGGCAUUCAUCCAUCCAGUGAUAACUACUUAGAACUACACUUGAUGUUUCCCUAGGCAGUCUUUAACUAAUAGGCAAGAUAACAGUGUUAAUAGACCAGUGUUGAUAGAUCAUUAACCUUUAUGGAUUGUGCUUAAUACCGAUUUAGUACCUUGACUUCAAGACCCGGCAUCUGUCGCCUGUGAUAACCACUUCUGUAUUGUGUCUUAACCACUUCUGUAUUGCGUCUUCCAUGCCUAACAAGGCAGCAGACGGUGACCUUUUUUCUUUAGGAUACGUGUCCACUCAGUUCAACAAUAUUUGUGAGGCAUUACCUGUGUGUUAAUAAGCGUUUGGAUGGUGAAGGCUACAAAGAAUGACCAUGGUUCCUGCCUCCCCAGACCAGCAGAGGAAGACACAUACCCAGGAAACCGUGGCAGGGCAGGCCUGGAGAGGCGCACCUUGCAACAGUGGGCCACGGAAAAGGACAGUUUGAGGGAGGGGGCGCUGCCAAAGGUCAGACCCCAAGCCUGGAACAGGGUACUCAGAAUUGAAGGUGAUUUGGGGGUGCCGGGUUGGCUCAGUAGAGCACGCAACUCUUGAUCUCAGGGUUGUGAGUUCGAGCCUCAUGUGUGCUGUAGAGUGUACUUAGAAUAAAAAUUAAAAUUUCUGAAACUA
Molecule: messenger RNA, 3705 nt
Organism: Prionailurus viverrinus (fishing cat)
Lineage: Eukaryota; Metazoa; Chordata; Mammalia; Carnivora; Felidae
Gene: NIPAL3
Product: NIPA like domain containing 3
Exons: 12
Coding region: 351-1574 (407 amino acids)
Biological process (GO): magnesium ion transport
Cellular component (GO): membrane
Molecular function (GO): magnesium ion transmembrane transporter activity
Source: RefSeq, a predicted model, not a curated record